CAUCACAAUAUCUUUUCUCAAAACGCAGCACUCUCCCUCGACUAGAGCUACAACAACAAGAAGAAGGAAAACAAGAAGCAAUGGCAACAAUAGCUGGUAUUAACCUGUCAACUCCCAGAGUGAUGGCAAAGACGACGGAAUCACCAAAGGCUCUGCCUAUCAGGUCACCAGGGUUGAACAACCCAUGGAAAAGGGCCAGCCUAUUUAGAUCAGAGCGCAUGUACAUGCAGCCCCUGAGAGCUGCCCCAGAUAGCAUCUCAGAAAAGGUGGAAGAAAGCAUCAAGAAUGCAGAGGAGGCGUGCGAGGGUGACCCUGCAAGCGGUGAGUGUGUGGCUGCAUGGGACGAGGUGGAAGAACUCAGUGCAGCAGCUAGCCAUGCCAGAGACAAGAAGAAAGAUUCGGACCCUUUGGAGACUUACUGUAAGGACAACCCAGAGACCGAUGAGUGCCGCACUUACGAGGAUUGAAAUGCAUAUAGUGUUAUGCUUUUUUAAUUUAUAAGUUAUGUGAUGGGAGUUGUGGUGUUCUGAUAUACGAUACCAUCUUGAAAGAUAAAAUUCCUUAUUAUUAGUGUUUGUAA
Molecule: messenger RNA, 580 nt
Organism: Pistacia vera
Lineage: Eukaryota; Viridiplantae; Streptophyta; Magnoliopsida; Sapindales; Anacardiaceae
Product: calvin cycle protein CP12-2, chloroplastic-like
Exons: 1
Coding region: 81-467 (128 amino acids)
Biological process (GO): negative regulation of reductive pentose-phosphate cycle
Cellular component (GO): chloroplast
Source: RefSeq, a predicted model, not a curated record